GAUCGUGAAGACAAAGUGUCAUGUCUGUAUAGCAUGUCAAGCCCGUACAUUGUCGCAUCCAUUGGUGCGAGUUGGCGCGUUCCGUCGGAGCUGCAAAUGGUGCUCGAGUGGAUGGACCGAGGCGACCUUCGGGGGGUCCUUCAAGCCACGGCGCCUCCGACGCCCGACGGUGACGCUCGCGGCUUUUCGUGGGACGAGAAGAUUGCGUGCAUGCUGAGCAUGGCAGAGGGCCUCGCGUACUUGCACUCGCUCGAUAUUAUCCAUCGCGACUUCAAGUCCCGAAAUGUGCUCUUGGACUCGAAGAAGGGCACUAAAGUCACGGAUUUUGGCACGUCGCGUGAAACCACGACCGACACGAUGACGUUUGGUGUCGGCACGUACCGCUGGAUGGCGCCCGAGAUUCUUCUCGACAUUCAGUACUCGACGGCUGCCGAUAUCUACUCGUUCGGCGUCGUGCUCUCGGAGCUAAGCACGCACGAGAUUCCGUACUCGGACCUU
This is a messenger RNA of Saprolegnia parasitica CBS 223.65, 498 nucleotides long. RefSeq names its product TKL protein kinase. The annotation marks the transcript as partial. The transcript is spliced from 3 exons. The record is from RefSeq and is a predicted model, not a curated record. NCBI's taxonomy places the organism in Eukaryota, Oomycota, Saprolegniomycetes, Saprolegniales, Saprolegniaceae. Gene Ontology annotation, biological process: protein phosphorylation. Gene Ontology annotation, molecular function: protein kinase activity; ATP binding.